Messenger RNA from Musa acuminata AAA Group (dessert banana), 1054 nucleotides. RefSeq lists its product as uncharacterized. The coding region runs from base 275 to 820 and encodes 181 amino acids. Lineage: Eukaryota; Viridiplantae; Streptophyta; Magnoliopsida; Zingiberales; Musaceae. The record is from RefSeq and is a predicted model, not a curated record. The transcript has 4 exons.
UUCGCUUCACCACCAUCCUCCCCGCUCCGCGUUAAAAGGCCGUGCGGGAAGAAGAGAAGGGGAGGAGGGUGGACGCGAGUUGUAAAGAUCUCUCUCGCGCCUUGGUUCUCUUGCUUCCCUUCUUCCGCAGCAGCAUAUAAUGGUGGGAUCUUGGCCUGCUGCGUUUUAUCCGUGGCUUCGAUCAUGAGGGGGAUCUCGUAGGCCGUGAUGACGAGCUAGAUCUGGCGGCUCGGAGGUGGUCUAGAGCUGUCGCGUCGGAUCCGCCCGUUUCCAGAUGGAGACUGUCGAAAUGGAAAAGUGCCCAAUGAGACUUAAUACAACAAACCAAUUAUGUCAAGAUCCUAUGUCUGAAAAGAAGUCGAGGUUUUGGCAAAUCAAUGACCAACCAUUUCCUAGAUCUGAAGUUAUCUGUCCUCAACCUCGUUGGGUAACUAGGGUUCCUUAUUUCAUGGAAUAUUGCAAUAGAGUCGGUCCCAAUCCAAAAGGCAUUCUGCAAAUUCAUAGAGUGGAUUAUGCUUCUGAAACUCUUGAUCUUCUCCAAAGAAGGGAAUGCCCUGAGGGUGAUGGAGACUUCGGCAGCCAGGUGGGCCUUUUGUGUGGAUCACCUCCUGCGCGCACUAACAAUCCCGUAGUCCGAGAUGCAGAGUUUGGCAAACAUAGCCAGUUCUUACCUUCCCCAAUUGGAGUCUCCCUCAGCAUGAAGCAGGCAGGGAGAGUCGAAAAAGGGUCUCCAAGCUGUGGUUCUUCCCCGGAAGUAAGAAUUGAAGGCUUUGCUUGUGGCAACUCAGAAUCCCACUGUGCUGUCCCUGCUCUUGCUUGACCUCUUCACAACUCAACCCGAUCUCGCUGUCUGUGAUAAUGUAUUGACCCUGCUUAAUCAUCAGUCUCAAGGAGAGUUUUGGUCCUGUACAUACCUGAGGUUUCUGUGUAUAUUUCCGACGUUAAAAGUAGUAUCUUGGAUGCUGGUGUCAGAUCCAAAGUUGUAAGUAAACCUUCUUAUAUUAUCCGAGUGUGAAUCUUACGAAGUCAAUCGAUAAUUCUUCUCCUGAACAAA